Olea europaea var. sylvestris is the source of this 2472-nucleotide messenger RNA. Its product is annotated as probable inactive purple acid phosphatase 9. Gene Ontology annotation, molecular function: acid phosphatase activity; metal ion binding. The record is from RefSeq and is a predicted model, not a curated record. NCBI's taxonomy places the organism in Eukaryota, Viridiplantae, Streptophyta, Magnoliopsida, Lamiales, Oleaceae.
AUGUGGAUGCUUGUGAAGUAUUCAUCAAAGCAUAAGCAUCUCAGUAGUCUUAUCUCCACCGAUUUCUCCAUUAUCUUCUUGCUAGAUGGACCUCUCCUUUUGAAAUUAUUUGCCUUAUCUUUGAAUUUGUCUUCCACUUUUGACAACUGUGAUAAAGAGCCACUUUUGUCGAUAUCACUUUUCCAUCUUCGAAUCAAAGAAUUCUGCAGGGAAUUCUUCACUGUUAAGAGAUGCUUUACUCCUAUCUUCCACUACACAGUAUUCACAAUGGUGGUCACUGCUGAAGUAUUCCCGGUGAAGGGGUUCCUAUUACCUUCUUCUCUUUCCCUUUAUCCUCAGGGAGAGCGCUAUUGCUCUAGCUCCAUCUCUGCUGAGAUAAUCGGGAAGAAAUUAUCUGAAACAUCAGUUUCAAGGAUAAAGAAAUCUUCUUCCUGUGGAAUUAUAAAUCUGCUUGUUGUAUCUCUUGAUUCAUAUGUACUAUCUCCUCAGAAUCUUCCUCUAAUGAGGAUGAUAUUGUGGCAAUAUUUUAUGAAACUUCCGCUUCAAUGGCUACCCACUCCCUCCAUGAUAUUAUCUGUAAAUUCCUCCACCAUUUUCUUCAUCUUGUGCCUUCUCACUCGAUCAUGUUUAAGCUUAGUGUCACUCUCCGUAACCCCGAGAAUCUUAUCGAGGUCGGGUGACUUGGCAACGAUCAAGUGGACCGGCAUCGACUCACCUUCCAAACUCGACUUUCUUGGCAUUUAUUCACCCUCCGACUCCUCCCACGAUAAUUUCAUUGGCUACACUUUCCUUUCCACCUCGCCCAAAUGGGAAUCCAGAUCCGGCUCCCUUACACUCCCCAUUGUCAACCUCCGGGCCAAGUACCAGUUCCGGAUCUUCCGAUGGACCAAGUCCGAAAUCGACCCGAACCGACAGGACAAUGAUCAUAACCGUUUGCCUGGGACAAACCACCUGCUGGUGGAGUCCGAGGAAAUUGAAUUUGAACGGGGUCGAGGACCUGAACAGGUGCACUUGUCAUUGACGGGUUGGGAUGGUGAAAUGAGGGUCAUGUUUGUGACCCAUGAUGGGAAAGAGAGUUAUGUGAAAUAUGGGUUGACCCGGAAGAAAAUGGAGGUUGCGGGUACUCGGGUCGUGAGGUAUGAGAGGGAAGAAAUGUGUUGUGCCUCAGCUAAUAAAACAAUAGGAUGGAGAGACCCAGGAUAUAUUCAUGAUGGAGUUAUGAUCAAUUUAAAGAAAGAAAGAUAUUAUUAUCAGGUUGGAAGUGAUUCAGGGGGACGGAGUGAUGCUUUCAGCUUUGUGUCCCCUAAUGAUGAUUCCAAGGAAACAAUAGCCUUCAUGUUAGGUGAUAUGGGAACUGCAACACCCUACACAACUUUUGCUAGGACACAACAAGAAAGUGCUUCCACCAUCAAAUGGAUAAUCAGGGAUCUUGAAAUACUUGGUGAAAAACCUGCAUUGAUUUCACAUAUUGGAGACAUUAGCUAUGCCAAAGAUUAUUCUUGGUUAUGGGACAAUUUCUUCAAUCAAAUCGAGCCGGUCGCCUCGAAAGUACCCUACCAUGUGUGUAUUGGCAAUCACGAAUAUGAUUGGCCAUUGCAGCCCUGGAAACCGGACUGGGCGAGUUUGGUGUAUAAGAAUGAUGGGGGAGGUGAAUGUGGAGUGCCUUAUAGUCUCCGGUUUAACAUGCCUGGAAACUCUUCGGAACUAAUUGGCAGAGAUGCCAUGGAAACUCGAAACCUGUACUAUUCAUUUGACAUGGGAGUAGUGCAUUUUGUGUAUAUGUCAACUGAAACCAAUUUCCUUCAAGGGAGCAAGCAAAAUAGAUUCUUGAAGUAUGAUUUGGAAUCGGUCGACAGAGAGAGGACUCCGUUCGUCGUAUUCCAAGGACACCGGCCAAUGUAUACGAGUGGGAGUAAAAUUAGAGAAGCACCAUUAAGGGAGAAAUUAAUUGAGCAUAUAGAACCUCUUUUGGUGAAGAACAAGGUGAAUCUCGUGUUAUGGGGUCAUGUACAUAGAUAUGAGAGGUUUUGUCCACUUCACAACUUUACCUGUGUAAAUCUGGAGACGACUGGGGAUGAGUCGAAGGCAUUUCCUGUACACAUUGUGAUAGGUAUGGCCGGGCAAGACUGGCAAAGGACUUGGGAAACCCGAGCUGAUCACCCUGACGAUCCCAUUUUUCCACAACCUGCACAAUCCUUGUAUCGUAGCGGUGAAUUUGGGUAUACUAGACUUUAUGCUACGAAAGAUAAACUUACACUUUCUUAUACUUUUUUUUUUUUGAUCGGAAACCAUGAUGGAAAGGUCCAUGAUACAUUAGAGAUCAGGGCUCCAGGCAAAGUACUAACUGGUGUUGACAAGGGGCCAAGCUGGGUGGGGCAAGAUUUACCAUUCCGUGGUACAUUAAAAUCCCCUGGAUACUGGUACUAAUCAAUUAUGGGGACUGUUUUCUGUGGUUUUUCAUUGCCCGAAAGA